GGCGCUUUUAGUGUCACGCGGAUUUGCUCACGCACGCGGGAUUGGCCCGCAUGCGUAAAAUUUCACGCUGCGGAUCAUACGCAGCAUGAGUUUCAGUUUUCUACGGGCUGCGUAACGGUAUAGACGUGUUCAAAAAUGAUCAAUGUCAGAAGAAUAUGUGUCGCUUACAUACUUUACAAACGACGAAACAAGAAGACAAGAGUACAUGUUGAUCCCUUUCUUGAAAAUAGGCUUCUUGCUGGGGCGUUUGUUACACAUUUUGGAAAACUACAAAAUAGUGAACGUAAAUUUAAAAAUUACUUUCGAAUGUCCAUUCGUUCUUUUGAUGAACUGUUGUGUAAAAUUGAGAAUAAGCUACAAAAAAGCAGUUUACGAAGGAUUACAAUACAACCGAUUGAGAGGCUCGCUAUUACAUUAAGAUAUUUGGCAACUGGUAAUACAUUCACUGAUCUACACUAUUCCUACGUGAUUGGAAUUGCAACAAUUAGCGAAAUAGUAAGACAAGUUUGUUACAUAAUAUGGAUUGAACUAAAGUCUGAAUGUAUUCCACAGCUUAAUGGGAUCAAAUGGAAAGAAAUCGCAGAGGGAUUUCUCACAUAUACAAAUUUUCCUAAUUGCUUGGGUGCUAUUGAUGGAAAACAUAUAAGAGUGAUUCGACCGCCGCACAGUGGAUCACUAUAUUUUAAUUAUAAGAAAUAUUAUUCUGUAGUGCUCCUCGCAAUGUGUGAUGCUGAUUAUAAUUUUACAUAUAUUAAUGUCGGUACCAGUGGAAGUAACGCCGAUUCAACCAUCUUUAGAAGGAGUCAUUUGUAUACGAAACUGGAAAGUAACACGUUGGGUAUCCCUGACCCGCAAGAGUUGCCUAUUAUUUGCCCCGAAGUAGCUUAUCCAUCUAGUGUAAGAGCAAAGUUGCCGUUCGUGAUAGUGGGAGACGAGGCAUUUGGUUUAUCAUCACAUGUGAUGCGGCCUUAUGCUCGUGAUAAUUUACCUUACAAAAAGAAAAUAUUUAAUUACCGUCUGUCCAGAGCUAGAAGGUACAUAGAAUGCACUUUUGGAAUUAUGUCAAAUAAAUUUAGAAUAUUUCACAGAUCCAUGACUGUCAAGUUAGAUCUAGCACAAUUAAUAGUCAAGACGGCAUGUGUACUUCACAAUUUCAUAAGGAAACGGGAUGGAUACAUGGUCAGCCAUACAUUUGUCACAAAUGGUUUUACGGGACCACUACCCAGGCAGCAGACUGAAAGUAGUAAUACGUCGGCAAGUAAUAUCAGAGAUAUAUUUGCAGAUUACUUUAUCAAUGAAGGAAAAGUCUCCUGGCAACACCGAUAUAUAAUUAAUUAACUAAACUCAAAAGGUUUUAGAAGGUUUUUGAUGUUAUUUGUGAAUUAAAUAAUUAUGCUUAUAUUAAUAAAGUAAUGAUGCUUGUAUAAAUAAAAUAAUAAACCAAACACAUACCCGCCUCUUUUCUUUCCUCUUCGCUCAAAUUUUCGUAGUUAGGUGCCAAUUCCUUCAAAAUAUCUCUCCAUGCAGCCUCUCUCGCGUCCCUGUUUUUGUAUAAUUCAUUGCGUUUAUCCCACAAAACGGGCCGCAGAUGAACUUCAAUGAUUACUCGCUCUGUAUCGAUUUUCAUUUCGGCAGUACAAUACGGCGCGUGCGCCCCGUUCGACUCUAAAAUGGGCACUGAAGUUGUAGGCAGUGCUUACGCAUGCGGAUACCCCGCACCGGGGUGGCGCCCCGCACAGCGCCCCGCGUCCCGCGUGCGUAUAUCACGCUUUACAAUAGA
Leptidea sinapis is the source of this 1780-nucleotide messenger RNA. RefSeq lists its product as uncharacterized. The record is from RefSeq and is a predicted model, not a curated record. The transcript has 2 exons. The coding region runs from base 136 to 1338 and encodes 400 amino acids. Lineage: Eukaryota; Metazoa; Arthropoda; Insecta; Lepidoptera; Pieridae.